This is a messenger RNA of Strongylus vulgaris, 1009 nucleotides long. Lineage: Eukaryota; Metazoa; Nematoda; Chromadorea; Rhabditida; Strongylidae. The record is from the annotation of a GenBank genome assembly.
UUCAUCGGUUUAGGAGUAUAAGUGCCAGUUUUGUCGUGGAACCAUAUCUGGAAAUCGCCCUUCAAGUGAUGUUGUGCUUGCUAAACAGCCUGAGAUUCGAUUGCAUGGCUGCAGUUACUACAAGGGCUUCAUAAUUGAAUACAAACUUUCAAUUUUAACUGGUAAUGUCCAAACUGCUAAACUGAAACUUGGCUUGCAGGCGCUCAUGAAUAAUCGCUCCAUACAAGUGCGGCUAAAUGAAACAGUGCAUGUCAAAAGAACGGCGGGCGAUGAUCAUAAAAAAAUCCUGAAGAAGUUGAUGGAUGUCAGCGAAAAGAAGAAGAAAAAUGGUGAAGAAGAGAAGUUUGAAGACAUACCACCUGCCAAUAAUGAACCAUUGCCGCUUGAGAUGUUCCACAGAAAGGACUUACGCGUGUUCCGAGUUGAACGACUGUUUACGGCACCAGGUGGACAUCGUUUCAUAUUCGGCUUUUACUACGCUCGACCACAUGAAACAUUUUGUGAUUCACAGAGGAUAUUUCACAGAAAUGAGGUGUUUGCCACUCCGCUGUACGACACACUUCCAUUAGAUGCUGUUGUGGGAAGGUGUGCUGUACUGGAUCCAUCGGUGUGGUGCAUAGGAAGACCAACAGUGCCAGAGUUCAAAGAGGCCGACGUAUACUUGUGUGAAUACCAAAUCGAUCGCAAUCAACGUAGCUUUGAAAAGAUUCCAAGCAAGAACCGAUAUCCGAUCAACACUCAGCCCUAUGUCUUCCGAAAGUUUGACGAGCCAAUCACGAUCAAGAGAGAUUUUACACCCUUCAUUGUUGACCCUGCCAAUUCGCCGCCAGUCAAAUCAUCAGCGAAAUUUGAAAAGGAUGCUUUGGAAGCUGCGGUUCUAAAAAAAUUAAAAAUUCAUAAUCUCGACGCAAUCGUAGGGAAACUCUGUUACUCGGAGAGAAAUAGAGUAACGUCGAGCAGAGAUGGAGAAAAGAAAGAAAAGAGGCAUCGAAAAGUCAAUGCCAAGUGA